UGGACAUUUCAAGGUUUUCGACACUUUCUUUUCGUUUCACAUCUCUCCUAAUUAAGGCUCUCAGUUUCUCAGAGCAUUAUAAUUGAUUUAUCUGCGUCUCUUACUUUAAUUAGGACCCAUCUCGUCUCUUUUGUUACAUCAUAUAACCUUUAGCACCUCUUUCUCAAAUAAUAAUAUCUAGCUAAUUUUUAUGGAUCCUCCAACAUCGCCCCUACCCACUCCAAGGUCACCACUACAGCCUCCAACUUUUGGAAACUUAGUCACCAUUCUUAGCAUCGAUGGCGGUGGAAUUAGAGGACUUAUACCUGGAACUAUGCUUGCCUUUUUAGAGUCUGAGCUUCAGAAACUGGAUGGAGAGGAUGCAAGAUUGGCAGAUUAUUUCGAUGUUAUUGCAGGAACUAGCACUGGCGGCCUGGUGACUGCUAUGCUAACAACACCAAAUGAGCAAAAUCGCCCAUUAUUCGCUGCCAAAGAUAUCAAUGAUUUCUACCUUGAGCACUGUCCUAAAAUAUUCCCCCAGGACACGUCUGCUUUUGCUCCUGCCACGAAUCUCGUCAGGUCUCUGAGAGGACCAAAGUAUGAUGGAGCAUAUUUACAUGAAGUCGUCAGGGAAAAAUUAGGAGAAACACGAUUAGAUCAGACAUUGGCACAUGUUAUUAUUCCAACGUUUGAUAUCAAGCGCCUCCAGCCCACUGUCUUCUCCAGCUACGAGGUGAAGAAGAAUCCAAGCAUGAAUGCCCUUUUAUCGGAUAUAUGUAUUGCAACUUCAGCCGCCCCAACUUAUCUUCCUGCUCAUACUUUCGAAACCACAGAUUCCACAGGCAAAGUGAGAAAAUUCGAUCUUAUUGAUGGUGGCGUAGCUGCUAAUAAUCCGGCGUUGGUAGCUAUGAAUGCUGUAAUGAAAGAAAUUAACCGGGAUAAUCUUGACUUCUUCCCCAUAAAGCCAACAGACUAUAGCCGAUUUUUGGUGUUAUCCUUGGGGACUGGUUCAGCAAAAUCCGAAGAAAAGUAUCAUGCUACUGAAGCAGCAAAAUGGGGUCUGUUGGGAUGGUUAACUAGUGAACACUCCACUCCAUUAGUGGAUGUGUUUAUGCAAGCAAGCAGCGACAUGGUUGAUUAUCACAUCUCCACUGCUUUCCAAGCUCUUCACUCUGAAGAAAAUUAUAUCCGAAUUCAAGAGGAUACACUAACUGGAAAUCUGUCUUCUGUGGAUAUUGCCACAGAAGACAACUUGAAUAAUCUUGUGAAAGUGGGCCAAGAAUUGCUUAAGAAACGAGUAGCACGGGUCAAUUUGGACAGUGGUGUCUUUGAGCCUGCUUAUAAGGCUACGAAUGAAGAGGCGCUCGUAAAGUUGGCAAAAUUACUGUCAAGGGAGAAGCAACUCCGUGAAACUAGGUCACCACAUGGAAAAGUAGUUACUCUGAAAAAAAUUUAACUAGUAAUAAAAGAAGAAGGUUUCACUGCUCCUAAUGGUGACGUUGUGGAUUGCACGAAGCAUGUAUUGAGCAAGGACUGGAAUGUAUUUGUAUCAACUAUGUUUAUAACAGACAAGCUCUCAACGCUAACAGGUUUCCUUUAGACUGUCUCAGGUUCAGGAGGCAAUAGAUUUUAUUUUAUAAUGGUUGAUUCAUGAUGUAAGCGGAGUGUCAUACUCCGCUCUGGUGUUGCGUAAUCUUUGAGUUUUCCUACGUUUUCAAUAAAAAUUAAUUAUAACUUA
Molecule: messenger RNA, 1717 nt
Organism: Ricinus communis (castor bean)
Lineage: Eukaryota; Viridiplantae; Streptophyta; Magnoliopsida; Malpighiales; Euphorbiaceae
Product: patatin-like protein 2
Exons: 6
Coding region: 191-1435 (414 amino acids)
Biological process (GO): lipid metabolic process
Molecular function (GO): monoacylglycerol lipase activity; glycerophospholipase activity
Source: RefSeq, a predicted model, not a curated record